Molecule: messenger RNA, 1841 nt
Organism: Sinocyclocheilus grahami
Lineage: Eukaryota; Metazoa; Chordata; Actinopteri; Cypriniformes; Cyprinidae
Product: RNA demethylase ALKBH5-like
Exons: 5
Coding region: 1-729 (242 amino acids)
Biological process (GO): mRNA processing; mRNA export from nucleus
Cellular component (GO): nucleus
Molecular function (GO): oxidative RNA demethylase activity
Source: RefSeq, a predicted model, not a curated record
AUGGGACGUCAUGAUUUCUUGCCUGGGCAGGAGCGGCUGUACUCCAGAGGCGAGGUGGACGAGAUACCGGACUGGGUGCACGAGCUGGUCGUCGAUCGCCUCGUGACGCACGGCGUCAUACCGGAGGGCUUCGUUAAUAGCGCCGUGAUCAAUGACUACCAGCCCGGGGGCUGCAUCGUGUCGCACGUGGACCCCAUCCACAUCUUCGAGCGGCCGAUAGUGUCGGUGUCGUUCUUCAGCGACAGCGCGCUCUGCUUCGGCUGCAAGUUCCAGUUCAAGCCCAUCCGUGUGUCCGAGCCGGUGCUCUACCUGCCCGUCGGGCGCGGCAGCGUCACCGUCCUCAGUGGCUAUGCAGCCGAUGACAUCACGCACUGCAUCCGCCCACAGGACAUCAAGGAGAGGAGAGCUGUCAUCAUUCUGAGAAAAACGAGGCCGGAUGCCCCUCGUUUGAACUCCAGUUCACUGAGCCCAUCCAUCCACUCUUCUGAGAGACGACACAUACUCAAAGCCAAACGCUCACACCGCAAGGCCGACCCAGAUGCUGCACACAGGCCUCGUAUUUUAGAGAUGGACAAAGAGCUGCAGAGGCGUUCCCUCUCUUCCCGACAGAGACGUCACGAUGGAGACAGUUCAGAGAACUCAUGGAGGAGAGCUGACGAGAGAGAGCCGGGCUCACGCUACACACAUGACCACGCACCCGCUCGACGAGUCAAAAUGAGACGUCACUGAGACGCAGUCAGAACUCAAUGCUGAUCUUCUCAGACGCCUUCACGUUUGCUCGAGGGGACUGGAAGCCAACAGAGGGACUCAGUAAAAGAGAUGCUUCCGGUGUGGGUGGAUGCAAGGACAUUAGGCAGCGGCUGCUUUACUUAUUAAGAGGCUUUAUCUAUCUAUUCAGACAUAUCAUUCAAAUCCACUAUAUUUUGUUCUGUGUGUUUAAAGGAAACGUAUGGAAUAAAAAGACAUGUAAGCUGACUAGUUGAAUUCAGUCAUAAUUUAUCAGUUUGCACCCCAGUUAACUUCAUGUGCCAGUGUCAUGCAUACAUACAUUCACAUAACAAUAUAAAAUAAAAAUGUGUAUUGGGUUUUUGAGAACUGCUCCUUUAAACAUAAAUAUGGUUGAUUUAUUUUUAUUUUUUUGGCUUUAAGAGUUUUGUUGGAUACAUUCUGGCAAUCAAACUGUUUUUAAGUCAGAAAAAGCAAGGCAAAUUUUAUUCAUGCUGAUAGACUGACUAAAGUUAAUAAUAUGAUGAUAAAAUGUUUGAUUUGCAUACAGUGGCUUAUCAGUGCAUUUGCCUGUGCACGGUUGCUUUACUAACAAAGACAAGAUCAAAUCUAAGGCCUAGAAUCUUUGAUAUGCUUGACAUGCACAAUAGUUUCUAAAAUGGGAUAAAAUGUUACAUUAGUCAUCUCUUCAUUUGAAUGUUGUUCUUUCUGUUCUCAAUGCUUAUUUCUUUUUCUCCCCCAUUUAAGGGUGGUGUUGCCAUUAUAUUAACUUCUGAUUUGUCAACCAUGGUGUAUUUGUUUUGGCUCUUUAUAUCUGAAGGAAAGAGUUAAUUCAUGCUGACAUUAGAGACCUGCAUAAGGCACUCAUAAUGACAACAGUUUGUGUUUUAUUGAUUUAUUUGUUUCUGAGGUUGAAUGGAAGUGCAGAAAAUGUAGAAGAAAGAUGAUAGUGUCUUUCCCAUUGCAGGUGUUUAACAGAAAGUGCAUUUGACUGCACGAGACUAUAUAUGCUUUGUAUUUAAAAGGCUGACAUAUGAGACUAUUUUUGUUUAAAUCAAAUGAGUAGAUUAGACUGCAUAAAAGAUUAAAGGGAGAUGUUCUGUGUGUUCUUGGAA